UGCGCAUGCCCAGAGCCCGUCCACCAUAGCAGUGUGACUGGCAAGACUAGUUGCCAGCCCAGAGAGUGAAUGAUCGCAUUGCCAGGAAAUUCGCUGAGUUCUUAUAUGUAGGCGAGUCAAAGCAAUCUUUCAUUUAUUUCAACCGGCCCAGCUGCGUUUAAGUUAAUUUCUUCUUUCAGUUCCGACGAGCAGUUUCCCUAGCGCCAGAGCUUUUGUUGAGAAGUUCGCGUUUAUCGCGGCAUUGUUUGUGGCCAUACGCCGGUAAUAUUAACUUUCGUACAGUGUGAAAUUCUCGCUCAGGUUCUUUAUUCCCACUUUGCUAUACAUCGUAACAAUUUCUCGAAUUUUCGCGAAAAUGGCCGCAACAACGUUCGAAAUGGACGGAAGUGUAAUGGAAGGGGGAGGACAGAUUUUAAGGCUGUCUGCGGCGCUGAGUUGCAUCCAAGGGGCGUCAAUCAAAAUAAAUAAAAUCCGAGCCGGUAGAAGCACACCGGGUUUGAGGCCUCAGCAUCUGUCAGGUCUCGAGCUGGUGAGGGACAUGUGCAACGGCAAUCUGGAAGGAGCCACAGUGGGAUCCUCGGAAAUUACGCUCACUCCUGGGAAAAUCAAGGGUGGGAAUCACGUCGCCGAUACACGGACUGCUGGAAGCGUGGGACUGCUGAUGCAGAUCUCACUGCCGUGUGCCCUGUUCGCUCAGGGUCCGUCAGAGCUGUGCCUGAAGGGAGGAACCAAUGCUGAGAUGGCACCUCAGAUUGACUACACAUUGAAGGUCUUCAAACCGAUAGUGGAGAGAUUCGGAGUUCAGUUUGACUGUGAUUUAAAAAUGAGGGGAUACUAUCCUAAAGGAGGUGGUGAGGUGGUGCUCAAGGUAAACCCUGUGAAGGAGCUGAGUCCCAUCAGCUUGACUGAAAGAGGAAACAUCACCAAGAUCUACGGCAGGGCCUUCGUGGCUGGAGUGCUGCCCUUUAAGUUGGCGAAGGACAUGUCCACGGCAGCGGUCCGCACUAUCAGGAAAGAAAUUAAGGAUCUGUACAUCAACAUUCAGUCUCUGCAAGAGAAGGAAAAGGCCUGUGGCAGCGGCAAUGGGAUCAUAAUAAUUGCAGAAUCAUCCACCGGCUGCAUAUUUGCAGGAUCAUCUCUUGGCAAAAAAGGUGUAUAUGCUGACAAAGUUGGCAUCGAGGCUGCAGAAAUGUUGCUAAGAAACAUCAGGCACAAUGGUUGCGUGGACGAGUUCCUGCAAGACCAGCUUAUUAUUUUCAUGGCCUUGGCAAACGGCACAUCCAGAAUGCGAACAGGCCCGAUCACUCUCCACACACAAACGGCAAUCCACGUGGCAGAGCAGCUCACGAAUGCUAAAUUUGUUAUACGCAAGGCAGAGGAUGAGCAUGCAAACAACGAUACCUACAUUAUCGAGUGCCAAAGAGUGGGUGCCGCCAAUCUUAGCCUGUGAACGCAUGGAUCCGUCGUCCUCGGCUUGCCCCCAGCCGAGACGAGGAGGACUUGUAGCAGAGACACACUACUACUGUAACUGACCGGAUGACGCAAAGAUAACUUCAUUAUCUUUGUUCAUUGCGAUUAGCGAUUCGUUUUUUGGCGCUGACCACCGAGUCUGUCCACAUUUGUCCCCUGCUGUGUCCCCUUCUGAAACUUUUGUUGUUACUCAGGGUAUUGCCUUAUACCGUAAAGAAACGGGUACUUUGAACUCUUCACGCAAUAUUCGCAGAAUCCUGACUGUUUUCGGGCAAACUUGCUUUCCGCACACGCUAACACAAGCCUUAAAGUUUCAUUAAAUCCUUCUGGUACUGUUAACAAUAACAUUAGCUUAACCAAUUUGCAUGGGCGUAGUAAAAUAUAUGUACGUCACUGGUAAAUUAGUGCACUGUGUGUACGAGGAGAAAAAUAACGUUUUUUUUUUUUCAUCUAAGUUUGUGCUUCAAUGUAGCUUUUUUUUUUUUUUUUUUUUUUUUAUGUAUUAUUUAAGUCGUAUCUACGUUGUUUCCAAAAUUUCAUUGCCAUCUUAUUCUAUUCUCAUUGAUAUUCUUAGAUCAUUUUAGUCUUUUUGACUCUUUAAAAGAAUUAUUCUUUAUCAUUAUUUCUGUUUGUUAUUUAUAAGAUGGAUUGUUUUUGUUUUGCGCAAUUAUUGCGUUUUGUGUCUACUUUGGGUGACUGUCUUCUUUUGUUAUUUGCAUUUAAAAUUGUGGAGGAAAAAAUACAAUAAAAUGAGUGAUAGACAUACAA
Messenger RNA from Carassius carassius (crucian carp), 2238 nucleotides. It is a transcript of the gene rtca, whose product is annotated as RNA 3'-terminal phosphate cyclase. The transcript has 11 exons. The record is from RefSeq and is a predicted model, not a curated record. Bases 356 to 1450 code for a protein of 364 amino acids. Gene Ontology annotation, cellular component: nucleus. NCBI's taxonomy places the organism in Eukaryota, Metazoa, Chordata, Actinopteri, Cypriniformes, Cyprinidae. Gene Ontology annotation, biological process: RNA processing. Gene Ontology annotation, molecular function: RNA-3'-phosphate cyclase activity.